AAUACAACACUUUUUACAUUAUUCAUGAUUUUAGAAUGAAUUGCACAGCGCAAGAGGAUGCCCUCUUCGGUCCGGCCGUGGGCAUCGCUUGUCGCGGUGGCUUCGACUUCACCCUUUUAUUUGAACAAUCUAUUUUAACUAUUCCUCUAUCGGGGAUAUGUUCGCUCGCACUUUUAGCUCGACUCGGAUACUUGUCUAAGAGGGAGCCUGUUGCUUCUGGAGGCAUAAUUCGACUGAUAAAAUUGGUCGUUGCCGCGAUCUUCCUCGGAAUCCAGGCGUAUUUGGUCGCACUCUGGGAUUCUGACGACGAUCUAAAAACGGGCGUCUCUAUCGCUGCGUCCUCUAUUAACCUAGUUGUCGCUUUUUUGGUGUUAGUGCUAUUGUGGCUUGAAGAUUCGCGGUCUGUACGACCAUCAAGCGUGCUGAGUGCCUAUCUUUUUUUCUCAGCAUUGCUAGAUCUUCCUCAGGUCAGGACAUUAUGGCUGAAAGGAUCAAACACGACACUGGCAAGUUUAUUCUCUGCGGGUCUUACGGCGAAAGUGGUGCUUCUAUUCCUUGAAGCACAAAACAAGAGAAAUCGGUUGAAAUGGACUUUACAAGAUUUACCGCCUGAGUCUACGAGCGGAAUUAUUAAUCGCAGUUUUCUUUGGUGGGUGAACUCGAUUUUCCGCAGCGGUUUCAGCGCUGUACUUGCAGUUGAGGAUCUUUACGACAUUGAUGAGCCACUCACCUCAAAGAUUCUAUUUGACGCAAUUAGCGCAUCAUGGGCUUCGCGAAAAAUCCCGGAGCGACGCCUUGAGUACCCUUUAGCCGUGAUCCGCGCGUUCUGGGUUCCUCUCUUACUCACAGCCAUCCCACGUCUUUUCCUCAUAGGUUUUACUUUCUCUCAGCCCUUCCUCAUCUCGCGCACUUUGGAACUUCUCAGUGGGCCCGAUAGCGAAGCCUCUCGCCAGCAAGGUUACGGCCUCAUUGGUGCUGCUGCACUUGUAUACCUUGGCCUUGCGUUUCUGACGUUACACUAUAACCAUAACUUGAACCGCUUUGUUACGAUGUUCCGAGGUGCAACAGAUGCCCUCAUUUACGAAAGAGUAUUGCAUGUUCAAUCUAGGACCUAUGAUGAGACGGCAGCAGUGACACUCAUGAGCACAGAUGUGGACCGCGUCGUCUUCUCACUUGAGAGUUUGAAUGAGGUUUGGGCACGAGUGAUUGAGGUGGCUGUGGGAAUAACACUCCUUGCGCUUCAGCUGGGGUGGGUCUGCAUUGUGCCUAUCAUUGUCGUGGUCGUUUCGAGUUUUGGAGCAAAACAGAUCUCUAAAAAUAUCGGGGGGCGACAAAAGGUGUGGGUGGACGCCGUGCAGAAGAGGAUCUCUGUUACCACGAGCGUAUUGUCUGAGAUCAAGGCAAUCAAAAUGAUGGGUCUAAGCGACGUACUGACGAAAAAGCUUCAAGAGCACAGAGUCGACGAAACGCAUCGAAUGGCCGGAUUUCGAUGGAGCAUAGUAUACCAGAAUGUGGUGCAAAACUUUCCCGAUGCGAUAGCACCGGCGUUGACGUUCGCGGUUUACACAGGCCAAGCCAUCGCACAAGGGUCGGAUUCGAUAGGCACAACUAAGGCUUUCACAAGUCUAGCUAUCAUCACUCUUCUGACCGGACCUGUUUCAAAACUUCUAAGUGCGAUUCCUAAUACGUCCGCAAGUUUAGGGUGCUACGAUCGGAUUCAAAAGUUUCUUGUUGCGCCCCCGAGAAAAGAUUAUCGACUAAUCUAUGGAUCCAAGGACGAUCAAUCCAUGCAAAGUGAUCAACUCCCAUCUUUCAGCGACGAUGCAGAUUCCAGUACAGUUAACACUAUCGAUGAAGAGAUCGCGUUAAGAGUCGAUAACAUUUCUCUGCGACCAACUCCAGACUCUGAUGUCAUCCUUGAAAAAGUUAGUUUUGGGAUAAAGAAGGGAUCAUUUACUAUGAUUCUUGGUCCUGUUGGCGUUGGAAAAAGCACCCUUCUCGCAUCUCUCCUUGGCGAAGUUCCUCCUGAGCAUGGAUCGAUUACCAUCAGUACCUCACGCGUGGCAUUCUGCUCUCAAACCCCAUGGCUACCGAACUUCACUAUCAGAGACGUUGUAUCAAUGCCCAGCGAAAAUGUUCCUUUCGAUGAUGCAUGGUAUCAAACCGUCCUACACGCAUGCGCGCUUGAGGAAGAUCUCAAGUUACUCCCUGCAGGCGACCAAACGAAAAUUGGUAGUUCUGGGACAAUACUGAGUGGGGGGCAGAAGGCCCGUGUCGCGUUAGCUAGAGCGAUAUACAGCAGAUGUCGAAUACUCAUACUGGAUGGAGUAGCAAGCGCACUCGACGCCAAAACCAAAUUGGAUAUUGGCCAAAGAUUACUAAGCAAAGAUGGCUUACUGAGGGAACUGGGAGCAACCGUUUUGCUGGCUGGUUCAACUGAAUAUCUUAAUUACGUCGAUCAAGUAUUGAUACUUGGUCAGCGUGGUCUCCGGUUCGAAGGAACGUGUGAUCGCGCCCUAGCUGAGGGUCUCAUAGAAUCAGGGCAAGGGCAGAAACAAGAAAGUCAAGGUGAACGCGAAUCUGAGACCGAGUCAGAUAUUGAAGAGAAAGCGGAAGAGGUCUCUAAGGUCGACGAGCUUAACGAUUUGAAAAGGGCUACCGGUGACCUCACGAUCUAUAGAUAUUACUUCGCCACGAUCGGAAAGUGGAAACUUUUCGCCUUCGUCUUUUUCGUGAUACUGAAUGUGUUCUGUUCCGCAUUUAGCCAAAUCUGGCUUAAGUGGUGGUCUGAUGCUGGAGGUGGCCAGUUAGGUCUAUAUAUCAGCGUAUACUUGGUCCUCGCUAUAUUAUCUUCCAUUGGAAAUGGUGGCUAUGUUUGGGCCAUACUCAUUCUUAUAUCCCCCUCUACUGCGCGAAAGCUACACUACACGCUCUUGAAGACGGUCAUGCGGGCGCCGCAAUCGUUUUUCUCUUCGACAGAUAGCGGUACAAUACUCAAUCGAUUUAGCCAGGAUAUGACCCUUAUCGAAAGUCAACUUGCAAUCGGCAUGCUCAUCACCGUCUCCAACUUUUUCUCCGUUUUAGCCAGUGUAGCUCUCGUUGCCACAGGAUCAUCCUACAUGGGAGCCACCAUUCCUCUUCUCAUCAUCGCGAUCGGGGUUAUCCAACAUUUCUAUCUGCGCACUUCCCGCCAGCUGCGACUUCUCGAUCUCGAGGCUAAGAGUCCAUUGUAUAGCAACUUCCUCGAAACAUUAACAGGGUUAGAGACGAUUCGCGCGUUUGGUUGGGAGAAAACGCAACAGAAGGCCAAUAAUAGACUCCUUGAUCUAUCGCAGAGGCCAUAUUACCUGCUGUACUGUAUCCAACAGUGGCUAACCCUGGUAUUGGAUCUUAUCGUCGCGGCCGAAGCAGUAUUGGUAGUAGGAUUGGCACUAGGAUUGAGGAGUAGCACCAGUCCAGGAUUGCUAGGUGUAUCUAUGAACAAUGUUCUGAGCUUCAAUUCUCAUCUUGCCUCCCUCGUCACAGGUUGGACGCAGCUCGAAACCUCGUUAGGCUCAAUCGCACGCGUCCGAGACUUCGAAAUGCAAAUCUCACCAGAAGGCAAGGAAGGUGAAGAUCAAGUGCCGCCGUCGAACUGGCCUGAAAAAGGUGCGAUCCAUUUCACAAACGUGACAGCGUCUCAUAAUUCCACAUCAACCGCCCUUCGCGAUGUUAGCUUGUCUAUCAAGCCAGGCCAGAAGAUCAGUAUUUGCGGUCGGACCGGCAGUGGAAAAUCAUCUCUAGUUGGCACCCUUCUCCGCUUGCUCGAGAUCGACUCUGGGACAAUUCAAAUCGACGGUCUUGAUGUCUCCACCAUCCCACGCGAAACCAUCCGCGCCCGUCUCGUAACCAUCCCCCAAGACCCGCUCAUCCUCGUCGACACAGUCCGUUUCAACAUAGAUCCUCGAUCCGCACAUGCCGAUAGCGAUAUCAUCAAUGCGCUUGAACGCGUAGGACUAUGGUCACUACUUCAAGCCCGUGGCGGUCUCGACGCCGAGAUCACUGGUUCAUCAUUAUCUAGGGGCCAGCAGCAGCUCUUCGCGCUCGCACGUGCGUUGCUACGGGAAGGGAAGGUGCUUCUGCUUGACGAGCCGACGAGUCAUGUUGACCCAGAAACAGACGCUACGAUUCAAAAGAUUCUUCGGGACGAGUUUGCGGAUUGUACAGUGCUUAUGGUGAGUCAUAGACUUGAUGGUGUUAUGGAGAUGGACGCGGUGGUUGUCAUGGAUGAGGGGAAGGUCGUCGAGAUGGGGAAUCCGGUCGAAUUGGCGAAGACCGAUGGUAGGUUCGCUGCUUUGGUUGCUGCGAAUGAUUUUGGUGGGCGGUAGACUGUGUAGUCGUCAUCUGGAUAGGAAUGUUGGACGUGAUCUAAGUAGGGACUAGGUAGUGUAGUCUCCAAGUAACUGCUUCGAUUGUCCUUAAUAUUCGAUAAAAUUCUUAUGGGCAUUGAAAUAAA
This is a messenger RNA of Annulohypoxylon maeteangense, 4495 nucleotides long. Its product is annotated as ABC transporter. The transcript has 9 exons. Bases 36 to 4367 code for a protein of 1443 amino acids. Gene Ontology annotation, cellular component: membrane. The record is from RefSeq and is a predicted model, not a curated record. Gene Ontology annotation, biological process: transmembrane transport. Lineage: Eukaryota; Fungi; Ascomycota; Sordariomycetes; Xylariales; Hypoxylaceae. Gene Ontology annotation, molecular function: ABC-type transporter activity; ATP hydrolysis activity; ATP binding.